UGAUUCUACUGCUUACUUCAUCUCCUCAACACCUCCGUGCCGUGGAACAAUGAGGAAGCUGGUCUUGGUGGCUGUGAUCCUUCAGCUGGUGAUCGACAUAAAUGGAUUCCAGUUUGGAGAUAUCAUCUCUUUCAAACCUAGGUGUAAGCCGAUUCUGGGGAAAAGAUUUUACUACCAGCACUUUGCCGUCUAUGUGGGCGACAGACAACUCCCUGGUAAAGAAGACGGGCAGGACAUAUUUGAACGAAUAAAAGAUAGUCCAUCCUGUGUUUUCUCCACACUGGACAUGGCUGAGGAGCCUGAAGUAGCCAAUUACCUCGAUGGAUACAAGGACAAGAAAGGAAAAGAGUACAAGGCAGGAACUGAGGCAGAAAUAACCGCGCGCAUCAACAAACAAAAAGUCAACUGUGGGGGGUACAAUGUCGCCAAGAACAACUGUGAACAUCUUGCUACCUAUGUGCGUUACGGAGUGAAGGUUGCACUGCAGUUCAACAUGACUGGUGAAAACCUCUGCUUCAACAACCCAUUCAGAAUCAAGACCAAAGAUAUGGUGAAGUACGUAAGGGAAAAUGCAGAGUGCCACAACAAUGUUGCCGGGUUACAAGUAUUCCCUCAAUUAACCCUCUCAGCGGGUCUUGCUCUCCUCUGCUUUGUCCUGAUGUGAUCGUCAGGGGCGCUUACAGGAUGAUGGGUCACACAGUCCUUAAUGUAGAAAAGGAUCUAACAGCACGAGGAGCUGCAGUUUCUACUUUGAUGUUCUCAUAUAUGCAUUCUUUUUUGAGCCUCGAGUUUUUUGUUCCUGUGAUAACCACAGAGCUUCUCCUCCUAACCUUUGUCCUUUCAGUUCUGUCACACCCAGGAUGUUUCUGCUCAGCAGCAGUACACAACUACUUUCUAUUGUCUAUUUCCUCUGUUACUUCUCUCAGACUCUUCAGUGAUGUACUGAACCUUCUUUGUGCAAGAAUAAAGACUUAAAAGACU
Etheostoma cragini (Arkansas darter) is the source of this 981-nucleotide messenger RNA. RefSeq lists its product as uncharacterized. NCBI's taxonomy places the organism in Eukaryota, Metazoa, Chordata, Actinopteri, Perciformes, Percidae. Gene Ontology annotation, molecular function: glycerophospholipid phospholipase A1 activity; A2-type glycerophospholipase activity. Gene Ontology annotation, cellular component: cytoplasm. Gene Ontology annotation, biological process: N-acylphosphatidylethanolamine metabolic process. The record is from RefSeq and is a predicted model, not a curated record. Bases 50 to 664 code for a protein of 204 amino acids. The transcript has 5 exons.